AGUAAACUAGUAAGUUAAGCUUACUUGGUUGGCCGGUGUUUCGCAUUUUCACCAAUUUAGUGCACAGCAAAAUGGCAAAAUGGGGUGAAGGAGAUCCCAGAUGGAUAGUAGAAGAAAGAGCUGACGCUGUUAAUGUUAAUAAUUGGCACUGGACAGAGAAGAAUGCUACCCCAUGGUCUAAAGAAAGAUUUGAAGAGCUAUUUAAAGGUUUGAAUGUAGCAACGGACGAAGCAACUCUGAAAAUAACCAGUAUAGCAAAAACAGAAGGAGAAGCUCAUGUCAAUAAUAGAAAAGCAAAGCUUAUUUUCUUCUACGAAUGGAUACUAGAAUUGGAAUGGUCUGGUUCUCUUGGAGAAAGUGAAAAUGUGCUUAAAGGCAAAAUAGAAAUACCGAACCUGAGUGAAGAAAAUGAAGUUCAUGAAAUUGAUGUGCUUGUAAAAGCAAAUAAAAGUAACAAAGAAAGUAUGCAACUGCUUGAUGCUAUAAAGAAAGAAACAGUAAAARGAAUCAGAGAAAAACUGGCAUUAUAUAUUCACAAGUUGCAAAAUGAGUUCAUCCAAGGAAUGAUUUUACCAACAAAAAAUGAUAAAGAAUCAGCAAAAUCUGGGGGGGAGGAUAAAACAACAAAAGAGGUUUUCAAAGCAAUAACUGCACCAGCUAAACAAAAGAAAGAUUCCAAACAACUUGGUGUUCCAAUAGCAACCAAAAAAUUGGUCAUGAAAGAGGAGUUCCUGAUGUCUGCAGAAGAUUUGUACCAAACUCUAACUGAUGAUAAGAGGUUAUCAGCAUUUACACAAAAUCCUGCCAAAGUUGAUGCYACAAGUGGGGGAAGUUUUGUUCUUCUAGAUGGCAGUGUAUCUGGAAAAUUUGUGGAAUUGGUCAGAGAUGAGAAAAUUGUCAUGGAGUGGAGRCAAAGAAGUUGGCCAGAAGGUCACCAUUCUAUAGCAACAAUCAUAUUAGAASAACAGGAUGACAGGACGAUUCUAAAACUAAGUCAAACAGGCAUCCCUGAAUCCAAAUAUGAUGAAACAAAACAGGGAUGGAAAACAUACUACUGGGAAGCYAUCAAGCGUACUUUCUCAUGCGGUUUCCGCUAUUUCUGACACAUCUUACACGUCAUACUCAGGGUUUACAUUCAUGUACAUGGGUUCUGACGUGUUGAAUUUAUGUUGUAAUAAAAUACCUUUGUUUUCAAAAUUAAUGUGACGACCCCUGUCAUGUUUUAGCGAUGAGUGAUCAUGAUAUUACAGUAUGUAAUAUCAAAUCACACAACAAGAAAAUAAGUUUUUAAUUAUUUAUUAACAUAUUAAUUCUUUUUAUGCAGUAAAAUAACACACAUGGAAAGCUUWGUCAGCUGAAGAGGCUAAUAUAUAAAUGAAGCUUGUUAUGAAGCCUUCCAAAUUGUAUUCAGCUGUAGUUGCCAGGCUAUGCUAUGAAAUACAGUAAUCAAAAAUAAAUAUAUCAUUUCAGUGA
This is a messenger RNA of Exaiptasia diaphana, 1473 nucleotides long. RefSeq names its product activator of 90 kDa heat shock protein ATPase homolog 1. Gene Ontology annotation, cellular component: cytosol. Bases 72 to 1103 code for a protein of 343 amino acids. Gene Ontology annotation, biological process: protein folding; positive regulation of ATP-dependent activity. NCBI's taxonomy places the organism in Eukaryota, Metazoa, Cnidaria, Anthozoa, Actiniaria, Aiptasiidae. Gene Ontology annotation, molecular function: protein-folding chaperone binding; ATPase activator activity. The transcript has 12 exons. The record is from RefSeq and is a predicted model, not a curated record.